Alosa alosa (allis shad) is the source of this 1907-nucleotide messenger RNA. RefSeq lists its product as uncharacterized. The record is from RefSeq and is a predicted model, not a curated record. The transcript has 3 exons. The coding region runs from base 427 to 1659 and encodes 410 amino acids. NCBI's taxonomy places the organism in Eukaryota, Metazoa, Chordata, Actinopteri, Clupeiformes, Clupeidae.
UGGGGCCCAAAUAGAAUGCUCAAGCAUUGUUUUUGUUUACCUUGUUGAAAGGGUCUAUAGUAAAGCAGAAUAAGCCCAAUCAACUAUGCUUAGUGUACCAGUUUGUAGGCGACUACUGCAACAGAAUUUCAUUGGCAGUUACUGAAUAAUCCCAGUGUUUCAUUUGUUAUGAAAGAUGAUGUGAUGCAACAUGCAAAUUGUUGCAAUCAACUUCAUAAGUGAUGUCAUCUAGAAUUGAAUAUGGCUAAUUGAUUCAUUGGCCUACGUAACUGGAGCCUUGAGCUCCUGGUCAUUAAUAGGGUCCAAGUUUUCAUCGCCGGGCAGACAGACCUGCCCACCAGCAGACAGACACACACUGCACCAGUGGAACAGAGAGGGCAGAGGGAUGAGCGCACAGAACCUGCUGCAGAUGUUAUAACAGUAUCUAUGCAGAGCCAGGCUCCCGCACUCUCUAGCAGUGGGCUUAACACCCUGUUAUGUGAUGGGCUGCAGAUGCAAGAGGAGGACUCAUUGGGAAAGGUGGGAGAUGCCAUGGAGGAGAUGUUCAGCAUUAGCUCCGUCAGUCCUUGUCCUGAAGAGGAUCCUCCACUUGAUCCAGCCACCAGAGCUGGAGAGACAACCAAGCUGCCAGCAUGCCUCUCUCAGGAAAACAUCUUACCUCUUCACGUCUCGCCUUUAGAGGCCAUUCGAGAGCUGGACGAGGCCGAGGAGGCGUUGUCCGGUCUGCGCAGUCCUGGAGAUGGCGCGGUGAGGGCGAGAGAUCAGCUUGUGACCAAGGAGUCGCCUCUACACUCCACAGAGAGGGAAACCGAUGACCUGGCGUGCGAGGAUUGUGAAGAGGAUGACACUCUUCACGUUACAGUGAAGACCUUAAGAUCCAUAAUCAUAAGUGAGGACAGAAUAAACCUGGAAACACCACUAACAGAAACGUGCGCUUCCCCUCAUGACAUCUCUGAUCUAGGUUGUCUGCGAGAAGACUCACGAAAGCACACAUCUCAGAAAUUGCUUGGAUCAGGAGGGGCGCACCAAGGAAUGCUGGGAACCAACUCCUCAUUAGAGCGGACAAUUGUUAUCAUUGGAUCCGAACUGAAUGACACUGGAUCAUCUGUUACCUCUCUACAGGACCUUAAGGAGAAACACAGGCACGCCAACAUGGGCGUUACUAUAGGGAGCGGUGUUCUGAGGAACUCUACAGGUACCAUAGCUAACUUAGAAGAGAAUAUAUGUGAGGACCAAAUGCAGGAAGAUGUGAGCAUCAGGAAAAGGGAUAGCACAGCAUGCAACAGCACUCUCAUUGACAUACUCACUGCCUGCAAAACCAAAGUAGAACAACUGGAACAGCUCAAAUGCUCCUCUUUUGAGCUGACAGUCCAGCUCCAGUCUGCACAGGCGAUGGCGGCUCACCUCCUGCAGCAGGUGGAGGUGCUGGAGCGGGAGCGCGGCAGCCGGCAGAGGGAGAUGCUUGGGCUGCAGGAGCAGCUGCAGGAGGCGCGGCGGGCCCUGCAGGAGACGCGCGCCCAGACGGCCCUCCUCCACCUGCAGCUGGGCUCCUCUGAGGUCCAGCAGCAGCAGCGGCAGCGGCAGUCCCCGAACGGCCACGCGCACGUGCCGACUGCUGGGCCUGACCACGGCCCAUCACGGGUGUGCACACUAUUGUGACUGCUGGUGCGAGCAGACAGCAACAUCUUGGAUUAAGAGUCAUUUGUCUAAAAUGAUUUAGUUACGUUAGUCUCCUACGUGAGAAUUAGAUCACAAUGGCUCAUUGACCUAUGUUCAGUUUAGCUUAGUGUUAUGAUCAGGAUCAAUUUAGAGAAGCAAACAGGAUUGUGCAUGAAGUGCUUAAGCAAGUCAGUGGAGUCUUUCAUGGAUAUCAUAGAGAUCUAUAGCUUUAUGUGUGAUUUCUUGUA